GUUUGGUGUUCCGUGGGUACAUGUAAUUCUUGUUAUGUUUCAGUCGUUUACGCACCUCUGUUAGCGCCUCCAUUGUUUACUUCAGGACCAUCUAAAAUUCUACAGCUAUAUAAUUAUGCCUCCGUUGGAUAUGUCGUAAGCCAUGAAACUGGCCACGCCUUCGAUGAUGAUGGGAGGUUUUUAAAUGAACAUCGUCAGAAAACUCCGUUGUGGUCAGUAAAUACUAAUGAGCGAUUCGAGGAGAAGAAAUCCUGUUUCGUUGAACAAUUUAACAGUUACGACAUCCCAGGAAUAAGAAAUGAAACUACUGGACAGCCUAUUAAAGAAAAUGGUGAGAGGACAUUCAAUGAAAAUUUAGCCGACUCCAUUGGAUUGAGAGCGGCCUUUGCCGGUUUUCAGAAAGCCAGCCAAAAUUUGCAAUUGGAAAGACUUCCAUAUUUGGAGGAAUAUGACCAUAAUCAGCUGUUUUUCAUCUCGUACGCCAAUCUUUGGUGCGAAUACAAGAGCCAGAAUUUUUUGAGAACUUCAGUUUUGAAUAAGAAUAGAGAACACAGUGAAAGCUGUUUGAGGACCAAUGGUGUAGUUUCAAACAUGGUGGAGUUUAGUAAAGCCUUCAAAUGUAAACCGAACGACAAAAUGAAUCGGCCGCAGAAAUGCAAAUUGUGGUGAUAAUAUAGUAGUGAAGUACCAAAAAGGGUUCUUCAGGUUUAUUAAAACAGAAUUCUCUCAAAAUCUCUAUUGCUACACGAAUGUCUCCUAGAAUAAAAUUAAUUUAUGGAUUUUUUUUCUCAUAUAUUCAAUAUAUCGAUUUCAAUUUCUCUAAAAAAUGAUUUAUAUUGGGUUAUCGGAUCAAUACAUUCGCUUUUUUGCCGUUCCCGAA
Molecule: messenger RNA, 880 nt
Organism: Orussus abietinus
Lineage: Eukaryota; Metazoa; Arthropoda; Insecta; Hymenoptera; Orussidae
Product: neprilysin-3-like
Exons: 5
Biological process (GO): protein processing
Cellular component (GO): plasma membrane
Molecular function (GO): metalloendopeptidase activity
Source: RefSeq, a predicted model, not a curated record